Messenger RNA from Effrenium voratum, 474 nucleotides. The record is from the annotation of a GenBank genome assembly. NCBI's taxonomy places the organism in Eukaryota, Dinophyceae, Suessiales, Symbiodiniaceae.
AUGGCGCGCUACAACCGCUGGCAGAACGCCAAUCUGCUGGCCGCUGCCGACACGCUGACCGACGAGGAGCGCCGCGCCGAUCGCGGCGCGUUCUUCGGCUCGAUCCACGAAACCUUCUCGCACCUUUUGUGGGGCGACAGCAUAUGGAUGCACCGAUUCGCCGGCACGCCCAGGCCGGGAGGCGGCAUCGCCGAGUCGACAUCCAUGGUCGCCGACUGGGGCGCCUUCGGCGCGGAGCGGCGGCGCUUCGACGAUAUGAUCGCCGAUUGGGCCGACGGGCUGGACGAUGAAUGGUUCGCCACCGAUCUGACAUGGUGGUCCGGCGCGGCCGGCCGCGAGGUCACGCGGCCCAGACCGGCGCUGGUGAUGCACUUCUUCAACCAUCAGACGCACCAUCGCGGGCAGAUCCACGCCAUGCUGACGGCGGCCGGCGCCAAGCCGUCGGACACCGACCUGUUCAUGCUGCCCGGCUGA